Molecule: messenger RNA, 483 nt
Organism: Rodentolepis nana
Lineage: Eukaryota; Metazoa; Platyhelminthes; Cestoda; Cyclophyllidea; Hymenolepididae
Source: the annotation of a GenBank genome assembly
AUGUGUUUCCACAAACUCAGACCCUCAACUACGUUUUCCUGCACUUGUCCACGUCGACUUCUGGUUCACUCAGUGUUUGAGCGUCGUCGGACUCACUUAAUGUCUUCACUUCGUCGAGAGGCCACAAGCGUACACUCUCUCCUUCCCCCAUCCGUCCACUCCCUUGCUUUAGGUGCUGAUGCUGACAAGCCUUCUAAUCCCUACUGGCCACAUCGUACUUUGGCCCUGUUGUCGAAAUCUCUCUGUAAUCAAGCUGUCCCACUGACGCCGAAAAACGCGACUCCAAAGAAUAGCGUGGGGGUAGGUAUCAGGAUUUGUGAACGCGAGGAAGGCAACGAGGAGGUCUCAAAGGAUUGCGUUUCCCAGUCGGUGGUGCAGCGACUGUGGGAGAUUACAUCAUAUGCUGAAAGGAAGAUGGAAAACUCGAGCUAUGUCACUCUCAAGGAACUACACUUUCUCUCUAAGAAAUUGCGUGUGAUUUAG